AUGACAUUGGGAGGUGAAGUCCUGCCAGAGCCUUCCCCAGGCUCCUGCAGUGCUCGCCUCCAGUGCGUCAGAGCCCUAUGGGAGGACCUGCCUCCCACCAGUGCCCCAGGUAAUACUGCAUGUUUGCCUUCCCUCCCAAGGUCUGGUUCCAGUGACCCCUACUGCAUCGUCAAAGUCGACAACGAGGUUGUAGCCAGGACUGCGACUGUGUGGAAGAACCUGAACCCCUUCUGGGGUGAAGAGUACACCCUGCACCUGCCCCUGGGCUUCCACAGCCUCACUUUCUAUGUGCUGGAUGAGGACACCAUUGGACAUGAUGAUGUCAUUGGCAAGAUAUCACUCAGUAAAGAACAGAUUUCUUCUCACCCACGAGGCAUCGACAGCUGGAUCAACCUGACGCGAGUUGACCCCAAUGAAGAGGUGCAGGGUGAGAUCCGUUUGGAGCUGUGGGUGCUGGAGGAGCCCCACAGGAGAGUGCUACACUGCCACGUGAUUGAGGCCAGGGAUCUGGCUCCCCGGGAUAUCUCCGGCACCUCAGACCCCUUUGCACGAGUGUCCUGCAAUGGCCAGACCUUGGAGACAGCUAUCAUUAAGAAGACUCGGUUCCCCCACUGGGACGAGGUGCUGGAGUUUGACCUGGAGGAGAGGGAGCUGGAGAAGGAGACCAGAGGCCCCCUUCUGAGCAUGGAGGUGUGGGAUUGGGACAUGGUGGGGAAGAAUGACUUCCUGGGACAGGUUGAGUUCUCUCUGGACACCCUGCAGAAAUCCCCCGUCAAAGGCUGGUUCAGGCUCCUGCCCUUCCCCAGUGCUGAGGAAGAUGCUGGAGGGAAGCUGGGUGCCCUGAGGCUGAAAGUUCGACUGGCUGAGGACCGGAUCCUGCCCUCUAUGUACUACCAGCCCCUCAUUGAGCUCCUGGUGGAAUCCAUCCUGUGCCCGGCUGAGGAGGAGCACGUCACUCCAUUGGCUAUCCUGGAGGAGAUCAGCUCCGUGGAAAGCCGCCAGGAUGUGGCCAUGAAGCUGGUGAAAAUCUUCCUGGGACAAGGCCUGGCUGUGCCCUUUCUGGACUACCUCAACCUGCGGGAGGUGACCAGGACCACUGACCCAAACACACUCUUCCGCUCCAACUCGCUGGCUUCCAAAUCCAUGGAGCAGUUCAUGAAGGUGGUUGGGAUGCCGUACCUCAGCGAGGUCCUCAAGCCAAUCAUAAACCGCAUCUUUGAGGAGAAGAAGUAUGUUGAGUUGGAUCCCUGUAAGAUUGAGAUGAACCGUACCAGGCGGAUAUCCUUCAAGGGUUCGCUGUCUGAGGCUCAGGUGCGGGAGAGCAGCCUGGAGCUCCUGAAGGGAUAUCUGAGCGACAUCAUGGAGUCCAUCAUUGGCUCGGUGGAGAAAUGUCCACCAAUCAUGAGGGUGGCCUUCAAGCAUCUACACAAACGGGUCGAGGACCAGUUUCCAGAGGCCGAGCACGAGGAUAUGAAGUACAUCGCCAUCAGUGGCUUUCUGUUCCUCCGCUUCUUUGCUCCUGCCAUCUUGACUCCAAAGCUGUUCAACCUCCGGGACCAACAUGCUGACCCCCGGACCAGCCGCACACUUCUGCUCCUGGCCAAGGCAGUGCAGAGCAUCGGCAACCUGGGCCUACAAUUGGGACAUGGCAAAGAGCAGUGGAUGGCUCCGCUGCACCCUUUCAUCAUUCCCUGUGUCAGCCAUGUCAAGGACUUUCUGGACAAGCUCAUUGAUGUGGACAGCGAAAACGCAGGUGAGGCUCAGCCCCGGAUGCUCUUCCACCCGUCAGCCACUAUCAAGGAGGGCUACCUGCACAAGCGCAAGGCUGAGGGCCUGCACCUGGUCACGCGCUUCACCUUCAAGAAGCGCUACUUCUGGCUGAGCAGUGAAACCCUCUCCUACUCCAAGUCCCCUGAGUGGCAGGUCCGCUCCUCCAUCCCCAUCCAGCGGAUCUGUGCUGUGGAGAGGGUAGACGAAAAUGCCUUCCAGCAGCCACACAUGAUGCAGAUCAUCACACAGGAUGGCGAGGGGCAGCUCCACACCAUGUACAUCCAGUGCAAGAACGUAAACGAACUCAAUCAGUGGCUGUCCGCCAUUCGCAAAGCCAGCAUCUACAACGAGCGUAUGCUGCCCUCCUGCCACCCUGGCGCCUUCCGAGGCAGCCGCUGGACCUGCUGCCUGCAGGCUGACCGCACAGUACAUGGCUGCAGCCGGACUCACUCUGCUGUGACCCUUGGGGACUGGAGUGACCCCCUCGACCCAGAUGCCGAGGCCCAGAUGGUGUAUGGGCAGCUCUUGCUGGCGAGAGACAAGCUCAGGGAGAAGUACCUGGAGUUCUCCGAAGCAAGGCUGGCACUGGACCAGGAGGAGGGACAGGAGGGCAGCUAUACCCGGGAAGACCAUGAACGCUCUUUCCAGGACCGCAGGAUGGCUGCCACUGCCCGCCUGCUGGAUGUCAUCCAGGACCUGGAGCGUGCCCACAGUGCCUUUGAGCGCCGGGAGAAGGAGGAGGCGGCCACUGAGUCGUACUAGGCCUAGGCAGCCUCUGUCCCCUGCCCUGUGCCGCUCCUGGAGCCUGGGCCUCCAUCAGACUGCACCUGCCUAGCAGCAGCAUGUGAGAGCCAACCCUGGUACCAGCUCUGUCCACCCAUCAGGCCUGGCAUUGUGGUCUAGAGUGUGUGUAACUGAGGCAGGUCCUUGCCCUGCAUUGAAGCCUUGGGGCCAACAUUUGGCUCAGGACAGGAGCAAUAGGGUCACAGUAGAAGACAACACCAACACUGGCUGGAGGUGGCCCAGUGCUCCUUGCUCUCCCACCUCUGCAUCCUGACACAGUGCCCGCAUCUGCCAUCAGAUGACACCAGGAGCACUCUGUGUGCCCAGACCCUGAACAGGGGCAGGCAGCUGCCUGCUUCCCAUGGGACAGAAAAGCAAAAAUCCAUGUCCCCGCCAUGUCUGCCAGUGCCCUGGAAAUAAUCUGCUCAUCUGCUCCUCAGCCCUCACUGUGCCAUUAUUCCUGGGUCAGUACUCAACUCUGCUAAGCCGCAUCUUCACAGUAAGGCUCAGUCCAUGCGUGUCUGUCCCUGGGAACUCCAGACUGGCACCUGGAGAGAUGUGGGGACACUGGUCUCUGGGUGGCAAGCUGAGGAGAGCAGUGGUACCAGGGUUUGAAUUACAUUUUGACUCUUGUGGGGGGGUCUGUGGUGGUGGCAGCUGGAAGCCGGAAAGAGCCACUGCCGGAGGCACGGAGCAGGCUGGGGGGGCUCCUCCCUUAUGGAGGAGCUCUCGUCUCUUACGUGGGGGCUUGGCCCCCUGCUGCCCAAGCUCCCCUGUAAUUCAAACCCUGGUGAUACCACAGAGAACAAUGUCCUCGUGUGGCCUGGUGACAUGGUAACUGGCUUUGAUGCAAUGUAGAGACUCCGAGCUGCCUG
Molecule: messenger RNA, 3428 nt
Organism: Gavialis gangeticus (Gharial)
Lineage: Eukaryota; Metazoa; Chordata; Crocodylia; Gavialidae
Gene: RASAL1
Product: RAS protein activator like 1
Exons: 21
Coding region: 1-2532 (843 amino acids)
Biological process (GO): intracellular signal transduction; cellular response to calcium ion; regulation of GTPase activity
Molecular function (GO): GTPase activator activity
Source: RefSeq, a predicted model, not a curated record